Diceros bicornis minor is the source of this 2308-nucleotide messenger RNA. RefSeq names its product AFG2 interacting ribosome maturation factor (gene AIRIM). Gene Ontology annotation, cellular component: cytoplasm; nucleus. The coding region runs from base 301 to 858 and encodes 185 amino acids. The record is from RefSeq and is a predicted model, not a curated record. The transcript is spliced from 4 exons. NCBI's taxonomy places the organism in Eukaryota, Metazoa, Chordata, Mammalia, Perissodactyla, Rhinocerotidae.
GGCAUGCGUAGAGAAGCUGCGGGCGCAAGGUGGUGGCUUUACCGGGUUGUCCGGCUCUGCCUUGCUUCAAGUGUUCUCGCAGGUUUAGGGACAACGACUGGCAGUCUCAAGGAGAGGAGACAGCAUUCCUGCUCUGGAAGCACGGGUCCGGCGUGGGAGACCGGGCUUCGGUCCCGGGAAUCCGCAGUCUAAAGCAGGAGACUGCCCUAGCCAGGGACGAGCCUCCUCCGUGGGAGAGUCAGGAAACCGUUCCCGAGGUGGGAAACAAGGAUCUGCCUCCCGAGAGCCCCUCUAGAGAAGAUGACUCAAGACCAGCCUUUGCUUGCUGUGCAGGAGGCCCUGAGGAAGUGCUUUCCCGUGGUGGAGGAGCAGCAGGGCCUGUGGCAGAGCACCCUACGGGACUGCCAGCCCCUCCUGGCCUCCCUCAGCAACUUGGCCGAGCAGCUGCAGGCGGCUGAGAACCUGAGAUUCGAGGAUGUGCCGUCACUUCGAGCCUUCCCAGAUUUAAAGGAGCGGCUCAGGCGCAAGCAGCUGGCGGCUGGUGACACUGUCAUGGACAAGCUAGGGGAGAGGCUAGCUGCCCUCCUCAAGGUGCGAGACACAGUCAGCAGCCACGUGGAACGCGUGCUUCAGAUCUAUGUGCAGCGUGCAGACGCGAUCGGCAUUGAUGCCGCCCUGCAGGCCUCCGUUGUGAGCCCCUCUGUGGCCGACAUGUUGGAAUGGUUGCAGGAUAUUGAGAGACAUUAUCGACAUUCGAAGGUACCUGAAGAGGAAGUACCUCCUGUCCUCGAUCCAGUGGGGGGACUUGGCAAACAUCCAGGCUUUGCCCAAGGCCUGGGACCGAAUUUCGGAAGAUGAACACCAAGACCUUGUACGGGGUAUGGUUUUUGUUUAUUCCCUCAUGUCUCCUCUCCUCCUUUGUUUCCCUUCUUGGGAAGCAUUAUAGAGAUGCUCUCGCAGUACCUCUGAAUCGGUUAUAAAUCUGAUGUUUUGCGUUCUUGGGAGAGGUGGCAUGCCACAGUUGUUCUCUUCCUGUUCCAGAUGUCCUGUUGCAUGUUUCCUUCUUCCUGGAAGAGUAAGGAAGCUGUGUGUUUAUGUGUAGACGAAGGGGAUGCAGUUGAAGACCGGCAUUGCUGCAGUCUGGUAUUUCUAAAGAAGUGUCAGUAUUGCACCUGACAUAUUGGAAAAACCAAUGGCUGGAGCCUAAGGACUGGCUCUUGGGAGGGUUGUGCUAGAUGUUUCUGUUGGGGCUUCUCCUGGCCAGGUCAUGGCUGAGGGUGCAUGGACCACCCCUUGCCCUUUCCUAAGGCUCAGGGGAGUGGAAGGAGGCAGGGAGAAUGCAGGAAAGGCACUGCAGAAGAACACCUGGCGUGGAAGCAACAGCCACAGAGGUUGUAGACAAGGAAAGGACGGGGUAGAGAGUGGCACUGCUCGCCAUCAUCUGAGCCUGGUUGACACCAGGUCCUGGUUUCCUGUGUUUGUGUCAAUACCUGAAUCCUUGAUGAAAGAGAAAGGGGCUUUGAUGAUUUAAAGAAAUAAGGGUGAUGGUGGUGGAAAACAGUAAUGGUUUUCUGUUUGCAGUAACUCCUUAUGGUCAGAAGAUGUCAGUUUCCAGAGCCUACCACCAGGGGGCGGUGGUGCAGCAUGAAUUAUUCUGAACGCCUUGUCUUUGAGGGUUUCCCUAUUGCUCUUCCUGUCUGAGAGGCAGUAACUAGGUAUAGUGGGACUCCUAAAAUGACAAGGUUUUUUUGACCAAAGCUGGCAACUGACUUGCCACAUUCCUCUCAUCUUGGAGUAGCUGUCUGUGUGGGAGAGCACCAGCCCAGAGUCAGGCGAUUAGGAUUGCGUUUCUGAGGUCCAGCGCCUUCGUCUGUGAAAUGGUCGUGGUACUUCCAGACCUGUCACCUUCCUGGGCUCUUGUGAGAAUCUGGGUCAUUAGAUGUAAAGGGGCUUAAUAAAGAGUAUAGAUGUUUUUCAAAAUGAAAAUGAGUUUUUCUUACUACCAAAGUGAUAUGUGGUUUUUAAAAAAUCAUAGGAAAAUUGUAGAAAAAACUUAAAAUGUAGAAAAAUAUAAAACAGACUCCACCAGAGAUAUUUUGAUAUGUAUCCUUUUAGUGUCCAUAUUCACAAAUUAAAAAAUAUAUAUAUGGUAUCAUUCAUACAUAGUUAUUUAAAUUGUUUUUUGUUUUUGUUUUUUUGUGAGGAAGAUCAGCCCUGAGCUAACAUCCGUGCUAAUCCUCCUCUUUUUGCUGAGGAAGACCGGCUCUGAGCUAACAUCCAUUGCCAAUCCUCCUCCUUUUUUUUUUUU